Messenger RNA from Pelagomonas calceolata, 635 nucleotides. Lineage: Eukaryota; Pelagophyceae; Pelagomonadales; Pelagomonadaceae. The record is from the annotation of a GenBank genome assembly.
AAAAUAAAGCCAGAGGAACGCAAUUUGCUGCUCAUUACGCCCUCGGUGCUGGCAGUCAGUGGUGUGCGCAGGUGCCAGGGGCACCAGUGCUCAUAGCCCGACACUGCUCGCGCUCGGCCCGCCCGCCCGAUCCGGACAGAGAGCCGUAACCCAAGCUGACCCGCGGCUGGUCAGAGGAACAAGCAACCAUGAACCCCAUCCAACAGGAAUCGAGGGACAUGGAGAUGUCGGCCGCGCGCGCGCCGGAAUCGCCCGGUGAGGAAUUCGGCGGCCUCCGCUACCCGCCCGGCCGGCGGCCGUCGACGCAGCGGCGGCGCCUGCCGCCGCGCACGUGCUGCCUGGCCGUGGCGCUCACGACGCUGGGCACCUGCCUUUUCGUUGCCGGGUGCGUCGCGUCCUUCGGCGCCAACGGCGGGUCCGCGGCCGUGGAGCUCUUUGUGCUCGCGGCGCUGACGUUAUUGCCGGGCGUCUACGCCUCCUACCACCUCAUCGGUAUAAAAAUGAGGUGGCCGGGCUUCGACAACGUGGCCAUGUUCCACGAGGACGUGCAGUUCGUCUAGGAGCUGUCCAUACCCCCUGCCUGUGUGUGUCCGUCUAGAGCGGCUAAGAAUUGAGUACCCUAGUAUUUUGACUCC